UUUCCUUUUUUUUUUGUUUGUUUUGCUCUGAGCUUCAAUGGUUAGGGUUUCUUGAACGCCCUUCUUCUUUCUCUUUGUAUAUAUAUAUAUGUGAUAAUAAUUGUAAUUAUAUAUAUAUUGUUUAUUAUUAUAUAUGUAUAUUGCUAAAAUAGAAGAGAAUGUUGCAGAUAAGCCUUGGUUUUCUCGGUGAAUUUCUCAAUCAUAACGUACAACGAUUUUCUAGGUCAACCAUGGCUUGAUUGUUUCGCUCUUUCUAUCUUCACUGUGGUGGCAGUACUUUUGUGGAAAUGUACCAUGUGCCAAGGAAUGGAAAUGAUGAGAAUUAUAUGAUUCAAGGUAUGGAUCCGAACAUGCGUUUGACAAGUCCUUUUGAACAAGUUGAAGCCAUGUACAAUGAAGGAGCCCCUGAGUUUGUUGUUGAUCAGGGUUUAGUAUAUCCUGCUGCCACUGGUUAUGGGUAUUACUGUACAGGAUUUGAAUCACCCGGAGAAUGGGAGGAUCAGCGAAGAAUUUUUGGUGUUGAUGGUCCUGAAAUCCAAUAUACGGGUGCACAAAAUGAGAGUUUUCCUUAUGUAUAUUAUACGCCUACCUAUGGAUAUGCACAGACUCCAUACAACCCAUACAAUCCUUACAUACCAGGUGCUGUGAUGGGAGUUGAUGGCUCCUUCGCAGGGGCACAACAAUAUUACUCCGUUUCCCCUUAUCAUCAGAAUCCUACUUCUACGGCUUAUUUCCCAGUUGUUCUUCAAUCAGAUAUGAUUCCAAGUAACACACCUGAGUCUACGGUUGAUACUGGAGCCUCAAAUAGGUCUGAUGUGAGGGGAUCGAAACAUAACUUCAAUUCAACUUCCGGAGCCUUUUCUAACUCAACUAAAUCUACAUCAAAUAUGAAGAAUUCAUUGACAAUUAUAUCAGAAGGACAAAAAUCUAGCGUUGGACCUAGCAAGCAUGCCACAAGUAAGGGUGUUUCUAAUAGUAACUAUCCAUCUCCGGCUUCAUCACAUGUUCUUCAGGGUAGAAAUUCAUCCAGCUCAACUCAACCAGUUGACUUUAUUCCGAAUGGAAAAAUUCUCUCUCAUCAAAAUCAUGUGAAAGUAACUGUCCCGGGUAAUAAUAGUUUAUCUGACUUUGGAACAGUCACUCACGGGAGAGCUACGGUAGCUAAGCUUCGACCAAAAGUAAAUGUUGGAAGAUCUAUGAACGAUAUUAAUAAUGGUUUAGAUUCCUUGGGUGAGCAGAAUCGAGGCCCCCGAAUCAGCAGAUCAAAGAAUGAGCUGGCUGUUAAAGCCUACACAACCAGGGCAGGAGGUGCUAAUGCCCAAGGAAACAUAAUUAUCUAUACUGACCAGUACAACACUGAUGAUUUCCCAGUUGACUACACAGAUGCAAAGUUUUUUGUGAUAAAGUCUUACAGUGAGGAUGAUGUGCAUAAGAGUAUUAAAUAUAAUGUUUGGUCAUCCACACCUCACGGCAACAAGAAACUAAGUAUUGCUUAUGAAGAGGCUCAGCGAAUAGCUGCAGGAAAACCAAAAGGCUGUCCAAUCUUUCUAUUCUUUUCAGUGAAUGUGAGCGGUCAAUUCUGUGGUGUUGCAGAGAUGAUUGGACCUGUCGACUUUAACAGGGAUAUGGAUUUCUGGCAGCAAGAUAAAUGGAGUGGGAGCUUCCCUGUGAAGUGGCACAUUAUUAAAGAUGUCCCAAACACCAGUUUAAGACAUAUCAUACUGGAAAACAACGAGAACAAACCAGUCACAAAUAGCAGGGAUACACAGGAGAUCAUGUUUAAGAAAGGUAUUGACAUGUUGAGACUUUUUAAAAAUCACACGUUGAAGACUUCUUUACUGGAUGACUUCAUGUACUACGAAAACCGUCAGAAACUUAUUCAGGAAGAGAAAGCCAGGUUACUCGUUAGAAGUUUUGAAAGUCCAUAUUUUGUACCAACAUUGGGUCCGCCCCGCAAGUUGAACUGUGCUGUUGAGCUACCUCAGAGUAAAAUAGACAAUGUUGAUAACCCAACUGAUGACCCUAGUAACUCGAAAAAGGAAAAUAUUUCUUCCUCCGAACCAAAUGUCACUUACACAUUACUACAAAAUGAGAAGAAGUCUGAGAAAACCAGUGUUGAAGCAGCAAAAGACAAUGUAUCUACCUUAAAAAUUGGUUCACUCAGUAUCGGCCCGAAGCCCUCAGCCGACUCUAUAACUUCAGCUUUUGAUGUCACAGUUGGUUCAGUGCCUCUGAAACUGAAUGGAAAUGCUGAAUCUUCUGGCAUUUUAACUGUUGGAACAAUUCCGAUCAAUCCUAAGGUGUUAAUGAUUGAGAAAGGAGGAUUAGUUGGGAGAAAGGGUUCGCAACAAAAAUGAAUGAUCAGAGUUGUUUUUUCUUCUUCUCAAGACUCAUUUUGUUUUACUUUUUUUCUCAGGGACAAUGGAACUUGAGUACUCUUACUCGGUCGUAGUUAGAGGCAAAUGGUAAAUUGAAAUACUGAGUUUGACAAAUGUUUUUUUUUCUUUUUUUCUUCUUUUUUUUUUUUCUGGGGGGUUAUUUUGUCCAGUUGUUUCUGCCAUUAUGCCCAAAAAUGGCAGUCAUAUAGUAUGAAAAUGGUAUUCCUUUACCUUUUUAUUUUUUUGGUGGAGGGUCUAUGCUGCCUGCAUUGUGUUGUUGUCCCUUGAUUCUCAAAGCAAAGUGAAUACAAUAUUACAUUUUUUUUUUCUUC
Molecule: messenger RNA, 2710 nt
Organism: Cannabis sativa
Lineage: Eukaryota; Viridiplantae; Streptophyta; Magnoliopsida; Rosales; Cannabaceae
Product: YTH domain-containing protein ECT2
Exons: 8
Coding region: 288-2357 (689 amino acids)
Biological process (GO): mRNA destabilization
Cellular component (GO): cytoplasm
Molecular function (GO): mRNA binding
Source: RefSeq, a predicted model, not a curated record